AUAGAUGCGUUUAUAUGGCAGAGAUACACAUAGAGGUGAGAGAGUGCGAUACGGCAUAGAACAUAUCCGCGACUUCAUUCCUCACGACGGCGCGAAUCGAUAAACGGCGACCAUCACGCAACACACAAACCUAUCCUCGCCAACAACCCCGACCUCGACGACCGGCUGCACCAUUCCCCGGAUCGUACGGCAUCUCUACACAUCUUAUCAUUAAAGUAGACAGUUUUCGAUGCAUCGGUACAUUCGACAAUUACAUAACCUAUAAAUUUUCCUUUCUUCGACGAAAGGAUAAAUUCAAAAAUUUGAGAGGUCAAGUAUACGAAACGAGAAAAACGUGACAGAUUUACUAAAGAACAAUCCAUUCGAAGCAAGUAUUCGAGUACCUAGAAAUGAGGUUAUUUUAGAUGCAUAUGCUUCUGCAAAAUAACACAGAACGCCAUUCUGUAGUAACUAAAAAUCGUCAAAAGUUUGGCGCGAAAACAAAGUGCGCAUGUAAGAAAAGUGGCGGACUAGGUGGAGCUGGCAGCGCAGUGAAAACAGAAACCCAAACCGGUCAUGGAGGCUAGUUAACGACUGUGCGCCGCGCUUGUGAAUAGUAAUUUCACCAAGAUAUUGUGUUAUUUACGCGGACGCUAGAGAAUCGACUGAAAGAUUGCCGGUUUAAACGAAAAUGGGUGCAUAUUUGUCAGAACCGAUUACAAAGAAAGUGUCGAGCGAUGAAGUGGGCAAGAAUGUCGCAUUCGGCGCGAGUUCCAUGCAAGGCUGGCGAAUUAGUCAAGAGGAUGCACAUAAUUGUUGCAUAGAUUUUGAUGAAAAUAUUUCAUUAUUUGCUGUAUAUGAUGGCCAUGGUGGUCAUGAAGUAGCAACGUAUUGUGCAAAUAAUUUACCAGAUUUUAUUAAACAAACUGAUGCAUAUAAAAAGGGAGAUAUAAGACAAGCUUUAAUUGAUGCCUUUCUAGGCUUUGAUGCUACACUUGAAAAAUCUGAAGUAGUUAGUAUUCUCAAAGAACUCGCAGGAACAUCUACUUCAGAUAAGAAAAAAGAAGAAUUAAAUGAAUCUGAUGAAGAAGAAAAUGUUAAUAAUCUAUGUAUGGAGGCAACAAUGCCAUUGGAAGAAGUAAUAGCAAAGUAUCAAUCAGAAUCAAAUCCUAAUGUAAAAAAUGAAAAAUGUAAUAAACGAGUAUGUUCUGCAAGUCCUUAUCUACGUGGUCGAAGAGGUAAAGAAAAAGCAAGUUCUUCAUCAUCUGGUGCAGGAUGUUCAUCAUCUUCAUCUUCGUGGAAUACAAAUGAAACUGAUGUGAGUAGUUCCAGUCAACCAUGUGGAUCAACUUUAUCUAGUACAAUGGAAAGAAAAGAAUCAGAGUGUCCUGGAAACAAUGAAGCUGAACAAGUUCUUGAUUCAACUACCAGUAAUGGAAAUGCACAUGCAUCUACACCUGUAGAAUCUACAGCAGAUGUAGAAACAACAAAAAGUGCAGAUAUGCCAGAUAGUUCUGAAGAUGUAAACAAGGAAGUAACAAGUCCUGGUAAAAUUACAUCUAUAGAAUCAAAUGCAAAUGAAGUAGAAAUAAAUGGUGCAGAAUCAAAGCAAAUUGGAGAUGCAGAUAGUAGUAAGGGUGGAGGAGAUAAUGUUUCAAGUAGUUCAUGUAUCCCUAUAGAAAAUGGAGAUGCAGGACAACAAGAACGGAUAACUAGUACUGGUAGAAGAAGAAUUCAACCUGUUACAUUAUAUCAUACUCUCUUAAAAAAAGACAGUGAAGUUUCUGAAGAUGAUGAUGAUGAUGAAAAUGAUGAAACAUUUGAUGGAAUUCCAGAAAGUUUUAGUGACGAAGAUGACAUAGAAGAUAUUGAUGAAGAUGAAAGUGAUGAAGAUGAAGAUGAAGAAGAUGAAGAUGGAGAUGGUAAUAUUGAUGAUGAUGAUGAUGAUGAUGAUAGUGAAAGUCUUAUGAUGGAUACAGAAGAGCCAGGUUAUGAUAGUGGAUGCACUGCAGUAGUUGCAAUUUUAAAGGACAAUGAAUUAUAUGUGGCAAAUGCUGGAGACUCCCGUUGUGUUUUAUGUAGAGAUGGUCAAGCUAUUGAACUUAGUUUAGAUCAUAAACCUGAAGAUGAACCAGAAAUGGAACGUAUAGUAAAAGCUGGUGGAAAAGUUACAGCUGAUGGUAGAGUAAAUGGUGGCCUUAAUUUAUCAAGAGCACUUGGGGACCAUGCUUACAAACAAAAUGCAGACUUGCCACCACAAGAGCAAAUGAUUUCUGCUCUUCCUGAUGUAAGGCAUAUUACAAUUGAACCAGAAAGAGAUGAGUUUAUGGUGCUUGCUUGUGAUGGUAUUUGGAAUUUCAUGUCAAGUCAAGAUGUUGUACAAUUUAUUCGUGCUCGUUUAACUCAAAAUUAUGAAAAAUUAUCAAAAAUCUGUGAAGAGCUAUUUGACCAUUGUCUUGCACCUGAUACCUGUGGAGAUGGUACAGGAUGCGACAAUAUGACAGCUGUAAUAGUACAAUUUAAUUCAUCGACUAAUGCUGUAAUGAAUAGCACUAUUACUGACGUAUGUACUGUUAAAAGAUCAUUAUCGCCAUCUAUAUCGACAGAAGAAAAUAAUGAUUGUAUUAUGCAGGAUGACACAAUGAAAUCUUGUAAACGACUUAAAACUGAAGCAACUAUAUGAGAAAUGUGUUAAAUAUUAUAAACUGUUAUAAUCUUUGGAGACAGAUGAGUGAAUGUGAAUUUAUGUAAAAUUAUGUAAUUCUAUAAAAAAAAAAAAAAAAAAAAAAAAAAAAACUGUGAAUUUUGAGCGGAUACUCAAUGGUGAUCGAUACCAGUUACUUUAAAUAUCAUGUAAAGUAUGUUAUAGCUGGCUAUUGGAGGCAGACUGAUAAAUUGGAGCAUAUGAGGAUGAUACUUUGCUACUAAUAUUUCAAUAUUAGAAACUUUAUUUGAUAUAAAAACUAUGGUUUAUUUUUUUUUUCAAAAUCAAUUAUUUUCAAAACUACACUAUUAUUAUUUGAUAGUGUACUAUCGAUAUAUAUAUCAAUAGUGUACUAUAUAGUCUAACAUUUUAAUAAUGUUAUGUACAAAAAGAUAUAAACAGUCAUAUGAACGAUUCUGUAUUAUAUAUUAAUGAAAUAAUAGAUAUUUCACUUCAUAAAUACUUUCUACAAUAACGAUAAGAUAGAUGAUAAGUAUAA
Messenger RNA from Apis laboriosa (Himalayan honeybee), 3182 nucleotides. Its product is annotated as probable protein phosphatase CG10417. Gene Ontology annotation, molecular function: cation binding; protein serine/threonine phosphatase activity. Gene Ontology annotation, biological process: protein dephosphorylation. Bases 671 to 2662 code for a protein of 663 amino acids. Lineage: Eukaryota; Metazoa; Arthropoda; Insecta; Hymenoptera; Apidae. The transcript has 8 exons. The record is from RefSeq and is a predicted model, not a curated record.